GGAUUCCAUGGUCCAGUUAGUGUUUUCACCCCAUAAUGGCGGCCGCGCUACCGGAGCGCCAUCUAGUGGCUGUUACCCAAAAAGUAUCAAAGUGUCGAAAGUAUCAAAGUGUCGCCUCUUGGGUUCUAUACUCUUUGGUAUAGCCUACAUUUUUUAAUUUUAUUUUAUUUUAUUUAUUUUUUUUACAGUUUUACGCACUAUUUUUUAUUCAUUUUACGUACCCUCUUUACGUUUUUUUUUUUUUAGGAAGUUGUAUAUUAUGUGUAACUUUUCAUUUUGUACACUUGCGCAUCCCUUUUGUAUUUUGGGUUUCAGCUAUGUGUGGCCAAUCAUCGCUGUGACCAAUGAAAUCGAGUCAUGGACGUGUGUCGUCGCUGGGGGGUAAGAGGCGUGGUUUGCGCUUAAGUGGACAAAAAAGAAAUCACAAGAGGAACACCAACGCCCUGUGUGAAUAAACCGUCAGAGAAAUUACACAGCGCUGUGCGUGUAUCCACUGUCAGAUUAUUUUAUCUUCCAGGACAAAGACGUUGCUAAGAUGGGACCCAAAGCUUCUUCACCACCUCCUCCUCCUCGAGUGUAUGACAGGCCAUGGAGAUCAAUAAACUGGAGUGAAGAUGGACAAAACCUUUUGACAACAGUAACCGACUUCCAACCUGGCAACGCAGAAGUCAACCCUCUCCGGAUUCUUCUGCAUGGACCAGUAGGUGCUGGAAAAUCAAGCUUCUUCAACUCUGUGAAUAACGCUCUCCAGGGGCGCAUCUCUACCAGAGCCCUGGCAAAUUCAUCAUUAAAUUCUGAUAAAACGUUCACUUUGGAGUGCAAAAUAUACAAAGUGAAGAAUGACAGGGCUGGCUCCUUCUUUCCUUUCACGUUCACUGACAUCGCCGGUAUGGACAAACAAAUUGGAAUAAAGACUGAGGACAUCAUCCAGUUAUUAAAGGGUCACAUCAGCGAUGGUUAUAUUUUUAACCCACUAAAACCAAUUACUGAAGAAGACACAAAGUACAAAAAGAAUCCCAUUCUGAAAGACAGGAUUCACUGUCUGGUGGCUGUUCUUCCUGCUGACACUGUUUCUCUGAUUGAUGAGGAAAUGAUUAGGCAAAUGAAAGAAGUUCGGGAGAAAGCACGAGACUUGGGCAUUCCUCAAGUCAUAAUCAUGACCAAGGUGGAUGAAGCGUGUCCACUAGUUAAAGACAAUCUUGAGAAGAUCUACACAAGCAAAAAAAUAAAACAGAAGAUGGAGGAGUGUUCUAUCAAACUGGGAGUUCCUGUGAACUGCAUUUAUCCUGUGAAAAACUACCAUGAGGAAAAUACUACUGACACAACAGUAGAUAUUCUGAUUUUAGAUGCACUGAAAAAUAUUCUCAACUUUGCCAAUGACUAUGUGGAGGACCAAGUGGACAGUUAAAAUCAGAGGAGGGUAGAGUAUCCAAAAACUGUACUCAAGUAAAAGUACUUCUAAUAUUUACUCAAAGUAAAAGUGAAAGAAAUAAUCUUAAUAGUUACUUGAGUAAGAGUAAAAAAGUAUCCAAUGAAAAAACUACUCAAGUAUCUAGUCACUAAUUACUAAUGACAAGAGUCCGAUCUACCACGACACGUAGGGAAAUAAAAAUGUGACGCAGAUAUUAUAAAACCACUCAAACACAACACAAAUUCUUUAUUUAUUAUAUCAGUAAUUAAGGGUAAAAGACUUGAGUUGUUUUUAAAAUAUUCACAAGUCUUUUGUGUCGUGUCGAGUCGAGUCAAGUCUGAAGUCAUUUUAGGUCAAGUCCGAGUCAAGUCUGAAGUCUAUUAAAAUGCGGCUCGAGUGCGACUCGAGUCAGAGUCACUAACUCGAAUGCCCAUCUCUGUUAUGCGUUACCAAAAGAGUAUGAGCUGAAAAAAGAUUCCACAUCCAACCAUCAUAAACAUACUCCAUAUGGCUCCGGAGGGUUAAUAAAGACCUUCUGAAGCGAAGCGAUGCGUUUGUGUAAAAAAAAAAAAAAAAAAAAAAUCCAUAUUUAACAAGUUAUGAAGUAAAAUAUGUAGCUUCCGCCAGACCGCCUUCUGUAUUCUUCAAAAAGCUUAUGUUGUACGUCCUAUGCCUUCCCUAUUCAACUUAAGGAACUGACGCGACGGCAGUUCCGUUUUUUCCGUAAUUUGAAUACUACAUAUUGAAGCUACAUAUUUUACUUUCAUUUGAAAGUGAACUAAUCCUUUAAAAACGUAUACAGCUACAUUUGAAGGAUGAAAGAGAGAAAACUCUUCAGCCUACAUGUGCUCGCGCUCAUAACCGCUGAACAUCUCAACACAAACAAUCCUCAAAUGCAAAUUGACAGAUCUUCUUCCGUCUGUUCUCCAAAAUGUAAUCAAAUGUAUAUUUCUGCAGGCGCAUGUAAACUGGUUAACUGUGUCUAACGUACGGAGCCCCGGACAUGACAUGCAGGAAAAAAUAGUAGGCUAAAUCGUGGGCACGAUUUAUUAAUUCGUUCCCUCGAUGUACUAAAACGUGCGCACGAUUUACUAUUUCGUUCGCUUGAUUUAUAAAUCAUGCGCAUGAUUUAUAAUUCGAGGGAACGAAAUAGCAAAUCGUGCGCACGAUUUAGUAAAUCGAGGGAACGAAUUAGUAAAUCGUGUGGACGAUUUAAUUUUUUUUCUUGCAUGUCACGUUACGCAAAGGUGAUAAUUUUCAAGACGAACAGGACGCAGGCGCCGCCACUUCGCUAAUUACCGUGGGAUGGCAGGUGUUCAUUUCUUACUCUCUGGUAGCUUAUUUAAUGUAUAAAUUAAGAUAUAUGUCCAAAAAAAAAAAAAAAAAAAAAAGGUAAAGAAAUGCUAUAUACUUUGUAGUGGUUAUCGUGGCAUAGCCUAAUAAUCUGUUUGGUUGUAAAAGGCUAAUGGCUGUAUGAAUUGAAAUCAAAUGAAAUCGAUACCUGUGGAAUUGUUCACAGACAGCAUACGCAGUUCAACUAAUAAAGAUCUUCAUCUCUGGCAUAGGAUGCAUAUUCAGAUUUUCUUUUAAUUGAAUGUAGGUCCACUGCCACUUCAUUCAACCUUCUGAGUGAGAAACCGCUUCAGACGAUUUAGGGAACGUGCAGGGAACCGAACAAAUCAUUCAAACUGAUUCGCGAACCAAUUUAAACAGUUUUGCCAACUUGUUUGAUCAAGUCUUUGAACAGAAUCGACUCAAAAGAGUGAUUCAUUUGUGAAUGGGGCAUCGUUCAUGAAAAAAAGGGACAGUGCGCUUGGAAUAAACUACGCAUUUCUAUACGCAUGUAGCCUACAGUAUUGCAUUAAAAUAAAGUAACGAGAGGAACGUCGCCCAGCGUAGCAAAGUAAAAGUACAGCUUUUUCAUUAGAAAUGUACUCAAGUUAAAGUAAAAGUACACAUUUAAAUCUACUCUUAAGUAAAUGUAACGAAGUAAAUGUACUUCGUUACUACCCACCUCUGGUUAAAAUGCUAUAUGAAACUUUACAUAUAGUACCAUAUAGUCUAUUCUAUUCUAUUGGCUCUUUGGUAGUGUAUAUUUGCAUGACAUCUCUGAUAUCAAUCUGUAGAUGAAGGCAAUUACAUAAUUGCACAGGAUAUAAUCAUAAUUAGCCAAUAAUCAGGAUAUUAUACUGCAUGUAUAUGGCCUAAUCUAUAUUAGGCUAUAAUCAUAUCCUUCAGUAGCCUACUCAAUGUUACACUCAACCUGUUAUUUUCAGUGGCAGGACAUUCAUACCUUUGACAUUGAUAAUAUUAGUAAAGAUGUGUGCAGGCCUAUGUGCAGUUUUUUGUAUUUUGAUUAAAUCGGUUAUGUAUUGCUAUUAUAUAUUUUGGGUUCCAUGAUAUUCAGAUGCAUUGUUUAUUGCUGUUUGAACAAGAAUCCCUGUUAUUCAAACCUAAAUAAAUAUAUGUUACCUAAAUAAAUGAGAAAAUAUUAAA
This is a messenger RNA of Ctenopharyngodon idella (grass carp), 3907 nucleotides long. It is a transcript of the gene ifi44b, whose product is annotated as interferon induced protein 44b. The record is from RefSeq and is a predicted model, not a curated record. Lineage: Eukaryota; Metazoa; Chordata; Actinopteri; Cypriniformes; Xenocyprididae. The transcript has 8 exons. Bases 536 to 1408 code for a protein of 290 amino acids.